Caenorhabditis briggsae is the source of this 1569-nucleotide messenger RNA. The transcript is spliced from 8 exons. Gene Ontology annotation, molecular function: protein binding. NCBI's taxonomy places the organism in Eukaryota, Metazoa, Nematoda, Chromadorea, Rhabditida, Rhabditidae. The coding region runs from base 1 to 1569 and encodes 522 amino acids. The record is from RefSeq and is a predicted model, not a curated record.
AUGGAAGAGAAAAGUGUCAUAUUUUCUAUGAAUUUGGAGUUCUUGAUCUACCCGAACAAUCCUUUAACAUUUUUUAUACAGGAGAACUUUCCGAUGCUGGAACCCUACCGGAAACGGAUCAUCAAAUUGGCUAGAUUGGUUUAUUUUUAUAUUUACUCAUUCAUUUUUCUACAAAAUCAAGAGACCUUGAAUUGGAGGCAGGUACCUGCUCACGUUAGAAGAAUGGUCGUGCAGAAGUUGGAUAAAAGUACUAGAGCUACCCUCCGCCAAUGCUCUAAACACGACCGCGAUCUAGUUGACUCAUCGCCAACCAUCCACCUGGAUACUGUGGAAAUAUUCGUUACAAAGAAUUAUGUGUCCAUCUUGAUUCCAGAGAUCCAAAGUUCAAGUUUCAUUCAAAUGUUCAGUAGAUUGGAACCAUUGGUGGGGCUUUUGAGGAGAACUCGAAUCAAGAAUCUAAAAAUCGAGAGCUAUGAUUCGAACCAUGUUGGAGAGCUCUUUAACCGAAUUUCCACUUUGGAUUUUAAUCUCACGAUUCUCGCAAAAUUUAUCAGUUGGAAUUGUAGAACUGAAACGAGUCGAGAGCUCAGGAAGUUUUUGUCAAUUUUGGAUCGAAAAUGUUUGAGAGAGAUCCAUGUGAAGGAUGCGUUUUUGAUGAAUUUGGACUUAUUGAUGGAGACCUCGAAAUGGAAAUUGAUCAAGAAUAUGUACAAUCAAGAUGAUGUUUUCUUGGAAGUUGAGAAGAAUUUCCUAUUGAAAAAAGUUCUUUUGAAGAUUUAUACACUUAAUGAGUAUAAUACAUUGGAAUUGGCGGAGAAAUUCGAAAUCGGCGAUGAAAACCUAUUUGAAAACUGUGAAAAUGAUCAAGUUUACACAUUUCAAGAGCUUUCUGGAACACUCGAUAGAGUACUUGAAGUUCUAGAAUUUUUCUGCCAAAUUUUCAAAAAUCGAGAAACCAACAUCAAAUGGCUGGAAAUCGAAUGCUCUAACAACAAAGAAGCUGUUUCUAAACUAAAUUUAAUUUUACUGGAAGCUCAAAAUUCUGCAACAAAUCGAAUUAAAAUUCAAAACAUUUUUUGGAAUCAAGGAAGUUUUUCGGAACUUUCUUGUCAACUUUUACUUGAAUUAGUCCUGAUGGAGCAUUUGGAAUCAUUGAAUUUCUUCAUGGAAUCUAGUGAAAAAAUCAAUUGGUUAUUGGAAAAGACUAAGGAGAAAAAGAGAUUUUUAUAUUCUACAAAUUUUGUAGAUGGAAGAAUUCGAACACUGGAAACAUAUCAGUUGAAAUGUGAAGAGCUGAAAUGGGAAAACGUUGAAAAUAUGAUCGAGAACUGCCAAACCUGGCCAAUAAAUCUUCUCCAAAAGCAACGAUUUCCUGAAAAAACGUACUUUCAAGUCUAUGGGAAUAUCUCGGAAAAUAUAAUGAGAGAUCUGAAACAUCUCUCAUCCUUUGAUUCUGAAAACGGAUCAGUGCUCAUUUUCAAUACUUGUGACACCACCAAACAACUGCGUAUAACGUUGAGUGAUGGAGAAACUGAUAAGAUGUUACAAGCGAUUUUAGUAUCGAAAUAA